Messenger RNA from Syngnathus acus (greater pipefish), 1747 nucleotides. It is a transcript of the gene dap, whose product is annotated as death-associated protein. Gene Ontology annotation, molecular function: death domain binding. The record is from RefSeq and is a predicted model, not a curated record. The transcript has 4 exons. Lineage: Eukaryota; Metazoa; Chordata; Actinopteri; Syngnathiformes; Syngnathidae. The coding region runs from base 159 to 476 and encodes 105 amino acids. Gene Ontology annotation, biological process: apoptotic signaling pathway; cellular response to amino acid starvation; negative regulation of autophagy.
CACGUGACGUCAUGACGCAUCGUUCCUAAACAAUCCUCAGGAAAAAGCCACGUUGACGACUCUGGACUGGAGUUCCGUCUUGAAUUCAGGCCAGAAUAAAGCGAGAAGGUUCAAGUGUAUGCUGUGAUUUGUCAUCGACAUACUUUAGAACCUCAAGUAUGUCGUCUCCACCGAAAGAAAAGAUCGAAACCAGGGGUGGACACCCUCCAGCAGUCAAGGCCGGAGGUAUGAGGAUAGUGCAGAAGCACCAGGCGACUCCUGUUCCGGAACCCCCACCAAAAGAUGACGAUGAAGAGCAGUAUGUGAGCAGUAGUCCACCCAAGGCCCCGGUGAUUGUGUCUGGAGUGGUUACCAAGGGCGAUAAGGACUUCACCCCGGCUGCUGCCCAGGUGGCGCACCAGAAGCCCCAGCCUGGCAUCCCCAAGCUGCCCCCCUCUCAGCACAUCAACCAGCACAUCCAUCAACCCCGCAAGUGAGCCGGGCGCUCGCUAUGCUGUGGCCAUGCUAACUCCACCAGUCGGCCUUCCCAAUUGAACACGGUUUCCUGCUCGGCACACGUCCUUUGAUUGACCGGUCGUAUUAUUAUUUUUAUUUUUUUCUUGUUUUUGUUAACUGUUGUGUGAUGUGGAAGUUGUCUGUAGCAGUGGCCUAAUACCAGUAUUGCCAUUGUUUCAAUCCAGUCCUUAUAAGUUGCCUGGCAUCGGUGCUGCGCUAAUUGUCUUGCACUUUUGUCUCCUGCAAGUUAAAUCUUUUUGAAAGUCUUAAUUGAUGUCGCUCACACGAAUCAAUACAAUAAUAGACCAGUGAACUAAUUCAUAAGAUGAAAGGCUUUGUACAUACAACACACCAAAAGACCCUAACAGCAAAUCAUAGAGGCCACGUGUUUCGGAUAAUAUAACAAAAAAGUCAAAACGCAAAAAAUAUUUUCAUAGCCAGACAGUUGCCACAUUGCACGACAGCCACAAAAAAGAAAAUGAGCGAGCGUUCUAACCAAUAAACAUUCCGGCAGUGCACCCACUAAUUGGUCGGGUUCUAAUUAAGGCAAGAUUCCUUUGAACUGAAUUAUUAGUGUCUUAAAAUAAUUGCGUAUCAACUGCUUAGUUAGCUGUGUCAACUGUUAACUAGAUCGCUUUUGCAUCCUCCUCAACUCUGCAGUGUUAUUCAUGGCAUCUGCACACGCAAACUGCUUCAAGCAAAGAUAAUCCAGCAGUGCCUGCAUACUUUUUUUCUUUUAUUUCAGCAGCUAAUGAAGCCAAAUCCUUUGUGAGUGUAUGUAUACCUGAUAUCAAAAGCAACAAGUAUGCAUGCUGGUUUUUUUUUGGUUUUUUUCCCCCCCCAUGUUGUUCAAGCUUUAGCAGACCAAGGCCUGGAUAGAGCACGCUAAACAAAGCCCUGCUGCCCCAAAAAAGCAGAUAUGUAAAUUGAAGAUUACAAAAGUAGGAUCUUAAUGAAAAAAAAGUACAUUCCAUCUUUUUGGUUGUGUGCUAGUGUUCAUUUUCGCACAAGAUUGGUGUGUUUCAAACAUAUCAGGACACCAUGCACUUACACGGAUUGGUCACAGCACUCAUGUUCAGGAAGUAAAAGAUGUCUACACUCUUUGCGAUGAAUCCGAAGUAAUUUCCUUUUGAAAUGAAGAAUUUCACUCUUGCUGUCUUUCACAUUUCUCUUUGAGUUACAUCUUCAAAUGUUUCAACUGGAGUUUGGUAUUGGUUGUGCUUGUCAUAGUAAAUAAAGAUACAGAGAAUCU